Messenger RNA from Aphis gossypii (cotton aphid), 1522 nucleotides. RefSeq names its product rho GTPase-activating protein gacV-like. Bases 316 to 969 code for a protein of 217 amino acids. The transcript is spliced from 3 exons. The record is from RefSeq and is a predicted model, not a curated record. NCBI's taxonomy places the organism in Eukaryota, Metazoa, Arthropoda, Insecta, Hemiptera, Aphididae.
GUUUUCAGUCCGGUACAACGACAACAACAAUACGCGAAUAAUAUAAUAUAUGUGUAUAAAAGCACUUAUACCUAUAAACCUACUUAUUAUAAUAUAUCUAUAUAUGCUUAUAUACAUAUAAAGCCGGAACUCUGGGGUUGACGACGGCAGACGACGUCCGCCAGUAGACCAGCGAACACCGACAACUACGACUACAACGACAGCUCGGCUUAGUUGUUCAUUGCAUAAUCAACUUACCUCCGGUGAAUCGGUCUGUCUGUUAUUUAAAUAUAUAUAUAUAUUAAAUAACUGCAAAGGUUGUACACGCUCCGUGAAAUGGGAUGCGCCGGGAGCAAUCCUUUGCCGGCUAGCGAUGCGAUGGUGGCGUCGGCCACCACCGACAGCCGCACGGUCACAGCCGACGUGCCGCCGAUGUCCGACGCCGACAAAGCUUGUACGAUCGUCCAGAAAGUGGUUGGCAGCGUCAACAUCGACGACGUCGUCAAAAAGAUCCAAGACGUCGGCGGAAGCAUGGAAAACUUGAUGGAUGAGACUCAAGAAAAGUUCAGUUCAUUAUUUGGAAAAGCAGAACAACAAGUUGAAGAUGUAGAAAAAUCAGUAGAAGAAAAAGUAAACGAUGUUACUUCAAAUAUGCCAGAAAAACCUAAAAUACAAGAAGUUAUUCUUCUUACUGUUGAAGAAACUAGAGUUAUACCAAUAGAUUUAAUCAAAUCGGAAAUUCUGACAAAUGGGACUGAUGCCGUGUCUGAAGAGGUAAAUAACAAAAUGGAUGAAGAACAGACAGGAAUAAAAACAGAAGAUGAAAACGUAGAACAAAAUGAGAAAAAAGACGAAGUUGAAGAAGAAAAAGUCGAAGAAGAAAAAGUCGAAGAAGAAAAUAAACCUGAUGAAGAAUUAAAAGAGGAAAAAAUUGUUGAAAAAGAAAAUGUUGAAGAAAAUGAAGAGAAAAGUGAUGAAGUAGAAGAGUAAAUAUCAAAGUUGGUAAAAUAAUAUUAAAGGAUGGCUCAAAAAUAUAUUUAAUACAUUUUAUAAAAAGAAAAAGCUAUUUAAAAGAUUUAUAUAUCUAGUUGGAUUAAUAAUUUUAUACAAUAUAUUUUUUGAUAAAAUAUCAUAUAGAUUAAAAUUGCAUUAUUAACAUGUAUAAUAUUAUAUAUUUGAUAUUUACAUAUUUUAUACCAAUAUACAUAAUGGCUAAUAGUUUAGCUAGGAUUUUUUUUUUGUUUUUGUUUUAAUGUAUGUGAUUAAAUCAUUUUAUAAUGCAACAAUGUAUAGUUAUUUUAUUAUAUACAAUUUUAAGAUUACUUGUUUAUACUAAAUAAACAAAUAAUUUAAAGUUCAAUCUAUUAAACAUUGAACUUAUUGAAGAAUUCAGCAGAAUAAAAAUGGAUGAGUGUUUACCAACUGAAAAGGCACUGUUUGCCUAGACUCCAUAAAUUGAUGUUUAUUAUUUUUCAAUCAAGAUAAUAUUGAUAAUAAAUUAUCUAUUCCUAAAAGUUGUAAAAUUUAGUUCAAUGAUAUAAAA